Linum trigynum is the source of this 1017-nucleotide messenger RNA. The record is from the annotation of a GenBank genome assembly. Lineage: Eukaryota; Viridiplantae; Streptophyta; Magnoliopsida; Malpighiales; Linaceae.
UGCGGCCCAAUGCGAUUGUACCCGUUGACUUCACUAAAUCUGUGAGAAUCUCGGCAAGCUUUCUCGUCUUCACGUUCUCCAGUUUUCGUCGCCUCUCUGGUUCGCUCUCCAGCAGGUACUUCGCUUCUUCCCUCUCCGGUUCCAUCUUUCUACGGCGAUUUCCUGUUUUCGGUUUGUUUUUUAGCAAUUGGGAUCCCGUCCGGGUGCCGCAACUCAAACGUUACCCUUAUACCGAUUUCACUACCGAGAUCGUGAUUCUUCGAUUCUUCAUACAUGGAUUUGUGGGGAUCGGCCAUGUCGUUUCCUGAUUGAAGAUGCAAAUUUUGGGUUCUAAAAUUCUGGGCCUGUGUAUUCUUUUUGUUUUUUUUUUUUUUCUGAACAGUUAGUGCGGCGGAGCAUGGAACAAGAAUUGGUGACUCACAAUGGGGGAUGCCAUUGCGGCAAAGUGAGAUGGCGAGUACGAGCACCAAGCAGCGUUGUGGCUUGGAAGUGCAGCUGUUCCGACUGUUCAAUGAGAGGGAACGUCCACUUCAUUGUCCCUUCCCGGAGCUUCGAGCUGCUUGGGGAUUCAGAAAGCUACAUCACCACCUACACAUUCGGCACUCACACAGCCAAACACACCUUCUGCAAGAUCUGUGGGAUCACUUCCUUCUACACUCCCCGAUCGAAUCCAGAUGGUUUCGCGGUCACGUUCAGGUGCGUGGAUCCUGGAACUCUGACCCAUGUUGAGAUCAAGGAGUUUGACGGCAAGAAUUGGGAGGGCUCCUAUUCUCAAUCAGACAUUGCUUCAUGCUCAAAGGACGAGGCUUCUUGAUUUGGGAAUGGGCGAGAUAGAGAGAGAGACUAAGCGAAAGAGCAUGAACGAAAUGGAUUGACAUGCUUGAAAUGUUGAUUGUUCUCUUAACCAUAUUUCCUGUUUUUCUGGUUGCGAAUGCCAAGAACGCAAGAAGGACAAGUUGUUUUCCUCAUUUGUGUAUAAUGGAGUUACUUCUUUCAGAAUCAAAUUGGUUUAUAGGA